Armigeres subalbatus is the source of this 2241-nucleotide messenger RNA. RefSeq lists its product as uncharacterized. The transcript has 6 exons. Lineage: Eukaryota; Metazoa; Arthropoda; Insecta; Diptera; Culicidae. Bases 1 to 2241 code for a protein of 746 amino acids. The record is from RefSeq and is a predicted model, not a curated record.
AUGGAGGACUCCACGAAUAGCUAUUCCCCCGAAGAAUCUCGCUGUGAAGCCAUCUUCUCGAAAACAGUUCAACGCAGAUCCGAUGGCCGCUAUUCCGUAGCACUUCCCAAGAACGAAAAUGCCAUUUCCAGGUUGGGAGAAUCCAAGGAGAUCGCAUUUCGGCGGUUUCUGAGCACCGAACGAAGGCUUAUCAAGGAUACUAAUCUUCGGAAGCAGUACGUAAAGUUUAUGGAGGAGUACCUGCAGUUAGGUCAUAUGCGAAAGGUUGAAGAGGAUCCAGAACCCACUAAACGAUGUUUUCUCCCCCAUCAUCCGGUGGUCAAAGAGGCCAGCACCACCACUAAGGUCCGCGUUGUGUUCGACGCCUCCUGUAAGACUGCUUCGGGAUUGGCGUUGAACGAGGUAUUGCCGGUAGGGCCAGUAAUUGAACAGUCUCUCCGAUCAAUCAUCCUUCGUAGUUGCACGAAACAGAUUCUCUUGGUGGCGGACGUUGAGAAGAUGUUCCGGCAGAUACGUGUGCACCCCGAGGACAGGCCAUUCCAAUCUAUUCUCUGGCGUCCGUCCCCUUUGGAGGAGGUAUGUGUGUACGAGCUGAACACCGUAACCUACGGAACGAAACCGGCCCCGUUCUUGGCAACUCGUACAUUGACUCAACUGGCCAUGGAUGAAGGAGAACGGUACCCACUUGCGGUGCAGGCAAUUACAGAGGACACGUACAUGGACGACGUCAUCACCGGCUGCGAUAACUUGGAGGAUGCCAAGAAGAUACAGCAGCAACUAGACGAGAUGACAAGAUCCGGUGGUUUUCAGCUUAGGAAAUGGGCGUCAAAUUGUGCAGAGGUCCUGAAGAGUAUCCCGGAUGACAAUCGUGCAAUUCGUCUGGCGGAAGGCAUAAAUCUUGAUCCAGAUCCAUCGGUGAAGGCACUGGGCCUAACUUGGUUACCCGGAAAAGAAGUAUUCCGCUUUCAAUUCUACCGGUCGAGGUUCAUAGGCGCUACUACGACCGCUGCAAAGGUGUUUAUGCAGCUACUCUGGACGACCCUAGACGAAAAGGGUAAAAGGUUGGACUGGGACCAGCCAUUACCUCCGACGGAGGAGCGAUGCGUAAUCAUUCCCAACGUGGUAGAUGUGCAGAUCCACUGUUUCUCUAAUGCAUCUCAGAAGGCUUACAGCGCAUGCCUAUAUAUUCGCAGUCAAGCUGUGGACGGAAACGUGAAGGUUCAGCUGUUAUCCUCGAACUCUAAGGUUUCCCCUCUUAAACCUCAAACAAUUCCUUGUUUAGAACUCAGCGGAGCGUUGAUCGCUGCUCAGCUCUGCGAAAAGGUGCGGCUUCACCUUCUACGUGGUCCACAUUUGUCGCAAACAGGGUUGCGAAAAUCCAGGCACUCACGGAAGGUUGCGUUUGGAGGUGUUGAAAACCCAGCAGAUUUAGUUUCGAGAGGUAUAGGACCAAAGGACAUCGUUAACAACGGUUUCUGGUGGCACGGACCGAGCUGGUUAGCUAAAGAGCGAAAUAAUUGGCCAAAUUCAAAUCCUGAUAUGAAAGAAGAAGGCGAGGAGGUAAGAAGACGUACUGCAGUUGUCGUUACAGCAUCAGCAGUGGCAGAUUUCAACGAAGGUUUCAUUUCCACAACGAAUUCCUACACUACGUUAAUUCGCCGCAUAGCUAUCUGGCAGCGGUUGAUACGAUCGCUUCAAACAUCGGAGGAUCGUCCAAAUGGAUUCUUGCGAGCAGAUGAGCUACAGCAAGCAGAAUAUACUCUGAUACGGAAGGUUCAAGAAGAGGUAUUUCCGGACGAACUACUGGCGGUUCUUAAAAAGGAAUCACUUAAAAAAAGUAACUCCAAAGUUGGAAACGACCUCUUCGAUGCAAUCACGAAAAGAAUCAACGAACGGCGCCAAAAAGGAAUAAUAACAGCGCUGAAGUUCCUUCAAGGUCUUCCGUUGUCAACGCAAGUGCCAGCAGAACUGGAAAGCUCAUCGAAAACGCAAUUGAUUAAGUUCAUCAAGGAACUGGGAGUUCGAUUGUUGCAAGACUGCCAAAGACAGACCAAUGAUGAUGCUGCCGAGUUGAAUGCUGGAAUGUCCUAUAUGCAUGACGAUUUAGGAUCGACACCAUCGAGCAUGCGUGAAGAACUGAAAUCGGCUAUAAAGGAAUAUGCCAACCCGUCCCAGACUGAUUCGGCAAUGAUUGAUUUUUCAAAACGGCCUCAAAUCAAUCAAACCGACGUCAACCGAUAG